This is a messenger RNA of Athalia rosae (coleseed sawfly), 4633 nucleotides long. RefSeq names its product translation initiation factor IF-2-like. The coding region runs from base 2766 to 4628 and encodes 620 amino acids. NCBI's taxonomy places the organism in Eukaryota, Metazoa, Arthropoda, Insecta, Hymenoptera, Athaliidae. The record is from RefSeq and is a predicted model, not a curated record. The transcript has 2 exons.
CUAAUUCCAAUUUUAUGUUAUUUUAUUCGAAUCUUCUCUAGUGCUUCUCUAUUCAUGAAUCAAAGUUACAUGUAUUUGGCACAUUAAUUGAUUUGGAUGCUCUUUUCUAGAUGCUCGGCACAGCCUGAGUGUUGAUAGGUAAUGUAAUCUGAUACAUGACCAAGAAUUAGAGAAAUGAAAAGAAUCACAAAAAAUGAUGAUUAUCGAGUAUUGAAAACUGACGGAUAUGACAGAAAAUCACAUAUAACUUAUGAGCUUUUGUAUCUUCUGCAGAUUUACGUUGCGUGAGUUUCUGGAGCGCUGCGUGACGAGGGCGGGUUUGAUGCAAAUCGAAGGUCCGGACCAUGAUGAAGGUGAGUAACGAAUGUUUAUCUGUUAUUCUAACUAUCGUUCGAUGACACAUUUCGUACUCGUAGGGGGUGCCGAGGACGAGGAUGAACUGGUUCCACCCGGAUUGAUGGCUGCGGGGGAACCAGUCAUCGGUGAUCAAAAUAUAGCUCGAGGAAACGACAAUCGACGUGGUAGGGGUAUCAGGGCAAUAAGGGGCAACAAUCCCCGUGGUUUGCGGCGUGCUCGUGGCAGGGCUGCUGCUGAACUACGCCGCCCUGAAGAACCCCGGAUUGGGGUUGAUAACGGUGAGCAGAGAUCAGUGUGAUUCUAUAAAUUACAAUCAAGGGACGACGAGGUGUCAGAUUCUUCCUAGUAGCUCGUGUCAAUCAAGAUCCCGUUGAGAAUUUGUUCUCCAUGGUCCGUACGUACGGAGGGACUUUUAAUCCUAAUCCCACGGCGAAAGCUUUCCGGCAAAUCCUACAGAAAAAUAUGAGCUAAUACUCAUGAAUAAAUAUGAGCUCCUACAGAAUAUAUGAUAUACGAGCACACAGCAAUGAAGCUCGUGCUCACGAACUAGAAAAUACGCUUGACCGUUUCUCCGUCGACAUUGAAGACGAGUCGCAGGUGCGGGCAAAUAUCAACCAUGUUGUCAUCGACGUUGACGAAAAUCCAGAGGCAACUCUCGAGUAAGAUAAUAUUGUUACGCUGGGGGAAAUCUCUUCAUGGGAUCUUAGCGUAUACGCAUCGCAUGGUCCGAUAGGUAGGUUGUUAGUGCCAGUCGAGUAGGGCUGCUGUCGCGCUGUCAAGACGUCGUGACCAACGUCAUGAUGUUUGACCGCGGGCAGUCAGCCGCCUCCUCUUGGCGCUACCUCCAAACUCUUCGUCAGAUGUCUUUGACGUCUGUCAAUCUGACGUUGCCUAGUUGGCUGUUAUUAUUGUAAAUAACAGUCUGUUCAGAACUAGCGAAGAGAGCGCCCGCACUUUUUCUGAAUAAAACAGACUUAUUGUAAAUCCAAUCCCCUGACCCGUUUAUUCCCACUCCGGUUAACCGCCCGGAGUAACACUGGUGUCAGAAGUGGAUCUGGGGAUUUGGAUUGUCUUAAUUUCAAUACGCGCGCGGGUGAAAGUGCUUGAAAAAUGGUGUUGAAGAAGGAUCUUCGUGGUCGCCUGCGUAGCCAAGCGGUUGCAGAGGAUUCUCCUGCCAUCGCUCCGGUUGUACCUCCUGCAGCCGGCGAACCUUCUUCAGGGGUUUUGGAAGCCCUACAGCUCCUCAUCCGGCAGUCACAAGCUGCAGAUGAGAGAAUGGCGUGCCUUCAGCGGCAAGUAACCGGGAUGGCGUUCCUUCUGAGAGACCAUGGGAUAUUGGCCGAAGCUGGACGCCCCUCUCCUGCUCCAAGGACGCCCCCGACGCCGCUGCUCGCUGCUCGCCCGAUUCCAGCACCGAGGACACCUCAAGUAUCGCCUUCGGGCGGAGUUCCUAUUUCGGUAGCUGCUAGUCCGGGAGGCUUAGCGAACCCCCGGGAUCCGGAACGAGCGUUCCGUGCUUUUUCUAAGGCUCGCUGCGUGGCUGCUCCUACAGGGGUGGUCACCCCUGCUGCAAAUUUUCCCUCUCUUAGCGGGAAUGCUCCCCAACGACCGGCUUCUGCAUCUUCCCGUGCCGCUAGAGCACCUGCUUCUUUUGCUCCUCCACAGCAGAAGCAGACCUCGACGGGACGCGCCCCCUCACGUCGUUCCUAUGCAGAAGCGGUCUCCAGAGGAUCUCCGCCAGUUCCUGCUGCAGCAAAAUUGGUAGUGGCUAGAACCGCUGCACCUAUCUCUCGCUCUUUGCGCACUCCGUCACGGCCAACUGCUCGUCACCAGAUCAGGGUUGGCACGUUUGACGGACUCUCGAACUGGGUCGAGAAAACUUUGGCGCAGUUGAAAAAGGAAAUUUUAACCGGCAUUCGCGCCGAACUGUUUGCUUCGAGUUCUAGAUCCCGUGGAGAUGCUCGCCGGUCUCCUCCUCAGGGUCGCCGAUGCUCGUAUUGUAAGAAGAAUGGACAUGAGUUCCAGAAUUGUUGGACGCGGGCUCACAACAACUCGUGUCGUCAGUCCGGUACCACCACGACGGGGUCCACGAAUUGGCGACAGGCACCGCCAAAAGGACGGAUGGACUGCGGAUGCUGCAGUCUUUGUGAGAAAGGACUCUUCGUCUAGGCCAGUGCGUGUUUUGCCGUCUACUGACUUUUCGCAGCUUGGCAUCUGACUAGCGGACUUUUCGGUGCGUCGUGCGUCUGCUGGGCUAGGGUCUUCGUCAGUGUCACCGGUACUAAAUGUCUGCUGCUUUAAUGCUCAGUCCUUGCCUGCCCACGUCGAUGAGUUUCGCGAUUUUUUCAAAAUAAAUUUGUACCAUGUUGUGGCGGUGACUGAGACGUGGCUCAAUGAUGUAGUGUUGGAUGAACAGAUCUCUCUGCCAGGUUACUCUGUUCUUCGUGUUAAUCGGAGAGGGCGGCAUGGUGGUGGUGUUGCACUGUUUCGUCAUAGUGGAUUGUCUGGCCGUGUGGUUGCGUCAUCUGGAUCCUUGCAGCGUGACGGUGUUCCUGAGUUUCUCCUGGCGGAGGUUUGGAGUGCAUCGGGUCCUAAUUUUUUGUUCGCAGUGGUUUAUAGCGCGUUAUUCGUUCGUGUGUGUUCUUGGUGAUUUAAAUGCGGACUUGUUGAGGGACACGUUUAAUUCGCGUCAUUUGAAGGACUUUUUUGCCUCGCAGGGGCUGCAUAUUGUGCCUCUUCAGCCGAUACAUCAUACUCAGAGUUCGCAUACCUUGCUUGAUGUCUGUGCUGUCUCUGAUCUCUGUCGCCUUGCUGCUUGGGGGCAGUCUGCGCAGCCUUUUCUAUCGGGUCAUGAUUUAAUUUAUGUGUCGGUGAAAUAUGUCCCUGUGCGUCUUCCGCCAAGAUCUUUUGUGUACCGUGCGUGGGAUGAUGUUGAUCUUGAGGCUGCGGCGGGAGUGACUGCGUCUUUUGACAUGUUGUGGCUUACUGGUGCCUCUGAUAUGGACGUUGAGGUCUCGAUUUUUAAUGACUUGGUGCGAGGGGUGCUCGAUUCUGGUGCUCCGGCGCGUGCGGUUACGGUAAGGCGUCCUGCUGUGCCGUGGUUGACAUUUGACUUGCGUGUUCUUAUGCGUGAGAGAGAUGCUUGUUUCCGGGCGUCGAAGCGGACAGGUUCGCGGGUUCUUUUUGAGAAAUAUGUUCGUCUUCGUAGGGAGUUUAAGAAUAAGCUGUGCGCUGCGAAGUCUGCUUUUCUGCAGUCUCGGUUUGAUGACAUUAUAAGUUCGAGACGUUUCUGGUGUGAGAUCGAUCGUCUGGGGAUUACGCGUGCUGCGAGGCGGGCCCUACCUCUUUCGCUCCCAUUGCGUGUGUUAAAUGAACCUUUUGUGUCUGUUGGGACAGGUGCUCCGCUGCCGGUUUUCUCUCGGUGCUUCGUGGAUAGUUUAAGUAGCUCAAGUUGCUUAGGUGCAUUAAAUGUUGAGUUUAUGUUUUCGAAUGUUGAUGAGGCAGCGAUAUGUGCCGCGAUUGCGAGGCUUUCAACGAGGGCGCAAGGGCCGAAUCAUUUGCCGAUUCAGGCUUUCAAGGCUCUUCGCGGGCUGUUGUUGCCGUACAUUCUUGUGCUUUUUAAUUCUUCGCUCUGUGAUUGUGUUUUUCCUUCCCUUUGGAAGGCCUCAUAUGUUAAGCCGUUGCCGAAGGUGCGUGCGCCGUUUUCGCCGUCUGAUUUCAGGCCAAUUUCGUUACUUUGCGCGCUUUCGAAGGUUCUUGAGCGUCUUGUUUAUGAGCAGGUUAUGGUAUAUUUGCGGGCGCGUAAUUUGCUUGACCGGCGCCAGACUGGUUUUCGAGAGGGAGUGGGUACUCAGACUGCUAUUUUGAGGUUCACGGAUGAUAUCAGGCAGGGUGUUGAUGAUCGUUUGGUUACGUUGGCUGUUUUCUUUGAUUUUACGAAGGCCUUUGAUACUGUAGACCAUUUGAGGCUUGUGCGUAAGCUGCAGGUGUUUGGGUUUUCGCGGAAUGUUAUAAGGUGGUUUCAUUCUUAUCUUAGUGGUCGAGUUCAGGCGGUUCGGGAUGUCAGUGGCGAGUUGUCUCAAUGGCUUCCUUUGCGGGCUGGUGUGCCUCAAGGUAGUGUUCUGGGUCUCCUUCUUUUCUCGUUAUUUGUUAAUGAUCUCCCGCGCUGCUUGCAGAAUUGUUUGCAUCUUUUUUAUGCGGAUGAUUUAGUUAUAUAUCUUAAGUGUUCUCCGUCUGAGUGCUCUCUCCCUCCCUCCAGAUCUCUAAGUUGACGCGU